This is a messenger RNA of Cadophora gregata, 1575 nucleotides long. RefSeq lists its product as uncharacterized. The transcript has 2 exons. Bases 1 to 1575 code for a protein of 524 amino acids. Lineage: Eukaryota; Fungi; Ascomycota; Leotiomycetes; Helotiales; Ploettnerulaceae. The record is from RefSeq and is a predicted model, not a curated record.
AUGUCUGCCGUCCGCCGCAGGUCUUCCCAAUAUUCACUGUUCCCAAGUUGUUCUCCAACGCCACAGCAGACUUCCGCUCUUGCUAUUGCUACUGCUACUGCUCCUGGUACUGCAAUUGCUCCACACGGAACUGCUGGAGGCAAUACAUCCCCUUCGCUACGCAAGCGCCACAGCGAAGGCUCGGUUCGGGAGAGAGCCACAAAAAUAUCGCUUCGGGCCUCCUUAUCAAGCUGGAACCUGAACAUCUUCCCGAGCAAUAACUCCGAGCUUGGUAUCAAUACCCAGCAACCCAAAAAAUCCAACAAUAUGGGCCGGCUCAUUCCUCUCAAACUCGAGGCGAACAUGUCUGACACGAAGUCUUCGUCAAGUUCGCAAAAAGCACCCCCAUCACUACCUCUUACAGAACUCGCCUCAGUCCCCAUUCCAGCACCGCUCAACCCUUCAAAACCCAGCAAAAGAGCUCGCCCUGGUCCCGUCACCGAUCUGACUAUUUUACCCUACACUCAGAAAGAGUGGGGUACAGUCAUGGAAGAAGUCAGACUAUUGUAUUCUAAAGGCCAAUAUAAGCAUUGUGCCAUGAGAUGCAAGCAGAUUCUUGAUGGUAUCAAAGAUCCUUAUAGAGUACAUCCUCUGUAUUCGAUCUACUUGUCUUUUUUCGCUGCCAGUUCUUUAGAAAUGACCGCAAGUACCCUACACAGCCACUCAAGCACCAAGCUUCCACUUUUCCAGGAAUCGCUCGCCUUCUACCAGAAAGCCGAGUCAUUCGUUGAAUAUGCAUCUUUCUCCACAGAUCCCAAUAUCGCCUUUGCAACCCGCCAGAUCGCUAUGUACGGACAAGCAUCGCACUCCUCGUUGUCGUCCAGCAUCCGAUCCUCAGUUGACUCGGUGUUCUCACAAGCCUCUGCCUCGUCAGUCUACUGUGCAUCUUCUUCCUACGGCGACUCGCCCACCUUCGAAGAGCAUUGCCUCAGACGUAGCGCCUCAAGUUCAUCUUCUUCCGAAGAUAGUGAAGACUCUCGACGCUGCUCCGGCCGUUUCCAGAACCGCAAGAAGAAAGUCUCAUUCUCCCUACAACUUCCUACUCUUGAUUCCGAAAGCCCACUCGAUCUGUCUCCAAAGUCAGUAAAUGUAGCGAAUGCUUCUCAAAUCCUAGAUGCCUUCCCGGCACCUCCUUCGAAAGAGACAUCCCCUUCUCGCUCCUCAUCACCAACGAAACUACGACGCGAGAGCCUCUCAAAUUACUACCACGGCCAAUCCGUCGCUCGCUACCGCACACAUCUCACCUCCUUGAAAUCACAACUUGACUUUCACAUCUCGUCCAUCCACUCACAAAUAGGUCUCUUAGCCGAGGCACGCAAGCCCCGACGGUCGAAUACGCCAACUCAGUACUCAUUCGAUAGGACCGAGGAGAAGAGUACAGGUGCUGAUGCCAGUGCAGAGGCGCACAGGAGACCGGAGUUGAGAGAGAGGAUCGAGAGGUUGAAGGAGCUGGGUUGGAGGAGGAAGAGAUUUGAUGGUGAGAGGUAUCGCUUGUUAUGCGAGAAGGCUCUUGGUGAAGUCAAUGAGCGGCCUUGA